This is a messenger RNA of Ceraceosorus bombacis, 370 nucleotides long. The record is from the annotation of a GenBank genome assembly. NCBI's taxonomy places the organism in Eukaryota, Fungi, Basidiomycota, Exobasidiomycetes, Ceraceosorales, Ceraceosoraceae.
AUGAAAGGGGCAAAGCGCCGCUGGGCUGAUGAUUCGCCUGUGCAAGAUUUGAGUGUCCACGCGGUAGAUGGUCAUUCCAGAAUUUCGCGUGUUAUAGCCAAGAGUGAUUGCUAUUUGAACAUAUUGACCGAGCCGUGAUUCACUUGACUGAGACGGUUGAGCGCAAGCAUCCCAGCAAGCAUCGCGUCUACGCGUACAUACAAAUGUCAAGCCGGAUGAUAUCGCUCGCACCACGUUCCUGCUGACGCCGGGAGGCGGUGCUAUUCGGCGAGCUUUGAGCGGGGUGGAUGCUGCGAAUGCUAGACUAUCGCUCUUGAUGACUGUGACUCCUCACAAUGCCCGAGCUCUGCAUUUCAACGACCGCUCCUAA